GAGCUUCUGCCGGCGCACCAGAGCCCCGGCGCCGGCCACUAAACCCGAGCCCGCACCGGGGCGGGCAGCACCCCUACCCCCCGGGGCCCCUCUGCCACCCCCAACACCCACCACCCUCCACACACACAAUUUAAAAAAAAAUUUCCAGCACUCGGUUUUCUCUAGAGAAGGCAUAAAAAGAAGCAAAGGCAGAGAUGGGACGAGCAGGGAGAAAGCUCCUGCCUCAUCGGAGCCACCGGUUGUCGGGAGAGCGCGGCAGCCCCACCUGCCUGUGGACUGGCCACUGAAAGGUUUCCUGGCUUCUUGGGCCACCCAGAUGAUGUGGGAUGGAGGUGCCAGAACUCACGUGCCCUGCCUCACCUGCCAGGGACCAGCCAGCUCCUGCUCAGGGAGCCCCAGGGGUCCCCGGACGUCAGGCCUCCCCUCACCUGACCCUGGGCUCCAUCAUUCUGCCGCGGGAGCAGGGCCUAGCCCCGGCCCUGUUCCUGAAGGCCCUGCCCAUCUCUCUGUGCCACACAGUGCCUCCCGGGGGCCUCCGGCCACACGCCCCCCUGGUGGCUGGCAGCCUGGACGGGGGCGGUGUGCCCUUCAUCCUCAGCCCCCUGCUGCAGCCUGAAGGACCAGGCCCGACCCAGGUGGGGAAGCCAGCGGCCCCCACACUCACCGUGAACAUCGUGGGUGCCCUGCCCGUCCUGUCGCCGGGCCUGGGGCCCGCGCUGGGCAGCCCGGGCAAGGUGCGGAGCGCCGGCAAGCACCUGUGCCCGCACUGUGGCCGGGACUGCCUGAAGCCCAGCGUGCUGGAGAAGCACAUCCGCUCGCACACGGGCGAGAGGCCCUUCCCGUGCGCCACGUGCGGCAUCGCCUUCAAGACGCAGAGCAACCUGUACAAGCACAGGCGCACCCAGACCCACCGCAGCAACUCGCGGCUGUCCGCGCGGGGCGACGGCGCGGGCGGCCUCCCGGCGGAGGGCGACGCGGCCGCGGGGCUCGCCUCUCACGGGCCCCCCUCGCCGGGGAGCCCCGCGCCCAGCACGCGUCGGGCUCCCUCCGCCGGCGACCUGGGCCUGAGCGCCGAGGCCGGACACCCGCCUGCCGACGGCGCGACCCCUGAGGCCGUGGGCCCCGGGCUGCCCCUGGCCGGCGCGCAGCUCCCGCGCAGGCCGCCCGAGCAGAGGCCCCCGGGCGGCAGGCCCGGCCCCCCGCCGCAGCCCGCGACGCCCUCGGAGAAGCCGUGGGCCGCCCGCGCCGUCGAGGGCCGGCUGCGGCAGUGCGAGAGCACCGACUCGGGCUACCUGUCCCGCUCGGACAGCGCCGAGCCGCCGCCGGCGCCCGCCAGCCCCCUGCACGGCCCGUCCGAGCACGGCGCCGGGCCCGAGGGCGAGGCGGCGCCGGGGCCGCGCCUGGAGCUGGAGAAGCAGCGGCUGGAGGAGCGCAUCUCGCGGCUCAUCUCCCACAACCAGGCCGUGGUGAACGACCCGCAGCUGGACAACGUGCGGCCGCGCAAGACGGUCCUGUCCAAGCAGGGCAGCAUCGACCUGCCCAUGCCCUACACCUACAAGGACUCCUUCCACUUCGACCUCCGGGCGCUGGAGCCGGGCCGCAGGAGGCCUGCCGCCCUCUGCCCUGCCCGCUCCACCCUCCUGGACAGGGCGCGGCCCCGCUUCUGCCACUCCGUGCCCACGCAGCUCUCCACCACCGUGGGGUGCAUCCCCGUCACCAGGAGCAACUCGCUGCCCGUCGUCGAGGGCACCAGGACGUGGCAGGAGCCGCCCGAGCCCUGGGACGCCUGGCCCAGGAGGCAGAAGCCGCUGAGCCCCAGGCCCACGCCCACCCGGCUGUCGAACGUCCCCAGCAGCCACCCCCGGGCCCUGGUCAGACAAGCUGCAGUGGAAGAUCUGCCGUGUCUCCCCGGUGGAGAUACCCCGGCCCCUGCAGAGGACGCGGGUGGAAGGAGGCCCGCUGCCGGGGAGCGGGCGGCCGGCAAGGGCAGAGGGGCCGGGAAAAAAGGCAGCCAGAGGAGGCCGAAGAUGUUUUCCCAGGAGAAGUGGCGAAUGUACGGGAAUGAGACGUUCCAGAGAAUCUACCAGAAAAUGAACACCAGCCACCAUGGGGCUAAGAAGGUGAGGGAGGUGAGAGCAGGCAGUGGGACAGAGCUGGACCCUGCCCUGCAGGAAGAGGCAGCAGGGGGCAAGGCCACGGCCCCCUCCCAGGACGGGGGGAGCCCUGACUGUGGGGACAUCUCUGUAGGGGCCAAGCUGGGGCCUUGGGGAAGUUCACCAGCCCCCGAGCAGAGGGAGACGGUGGACAGAGCAGGAGGUGACAACCAGCCCAGGGCAGACAGCGCCACCUCCCCUGCCACCCGCAGCUGCACAGAAUCCACCUGUCUGGACAGCCCGGAGCUGGAGGGACGGCUGCUCCCAGCACCUGAUUCCUUGAAAGGAAGUGACCUACAUGCCCCCAGGAUGGUUUCCCCAGACCCCAAGCCGGAAAGCAGCACGUGCACAGCGGGUGGCACAAAGGAGGCCUAUGAGCGAGCCCACACUGUCCCCAGGUGGCCCAGCGGUUGCUCUGGGGAGCCUCAGCCUGCAGAGGGCGAGCUCCCCUCUGAGAGGAAGAAGCUGAAGGUGCAGGAGCUGAGCUCCCAGGAGCAGUCGGAGCCUCCGGGGACAGUAGGAGAGACCCCAGAAGGCCCCACGCAAGCCACCUCCCUGCCAUCUCAGAACCAGGACAGUGAGCCCAGGAAUAAGCCAGGGGGUCUGCACACGAGUGCCCACUGCACUGUGAGUGGAAGGGCUCGGCAGCUGGGCGAGCCCCCGGAGGCCACCUGUGCCUACUCCGCUGCUUCUUCUGCAGCCCUGAGACAGGUGGCGCUGAGGGACCAGGAGCCUCUGCCGUGUCCUGCAGCCGCAGCCCCCGGGUGCCCCUCCCAGCUGGCCGCCCAGCGUCAGGCUCCCGGUGUCCUCACUGCUGUGGCAGACACUACCUUCCCCCCCAAGUACCUCCUCAGGUCACCUCAGGGAGCGACCCACUCACCACCACCACCACCACCGUCUGUUGCCCAGGGCCCGGGGCACAGCCAGGAUGCUCUCUGCAGGACAGGGUGGCCCGAGGAUCAGGCUUCCUUCACGGGGUCUGGGCUGCAGACGUUCCUGCCUCCUGGCCCAGCCUCAGGCCUGGCCCCAGGUGACACAGAGGGCUGCAAGGAGGACCCCAGCUGGUCCAGGCAAGGAGUGGGGGAAGACUUGGACACUAGCACCUCAGCCCCCAGGGAGUCUCACGGCCUGGCCUCCGGGGCCCCCAGGGAAAUGGCCUCUUUCCCGCCCACCUCAACACGUGCCUCCCGGAGGAGUGAGACCCACGGCACCCAGCACUGCGGCACAGGCAGCACUCUGGAGAGGACCAGGCUUUCUGGGAGUGUCCUCAACCCCUGUGCACCUGACAGGAAGUUGGGGGUGCCUCCUGAGAAUGCCCCGGAAGGCCCUCCGUCAGGGCCCCUGACCAGGCUCAGUUUCUGCUGCUCCUGCCAGUCCAGCUCCUUCCUUACAACCCUCACACCCUCCAGCUGGUCCGAGCCGACCACGUGUGUCCACUCACAGUCUCCCGGGGGCUGUGGGACCCAGGGCCCUUUCCCCUCACUGACGGCUGAACCCCGGCUCACGUGGUGUUGCUUGAGCCGCAGCCUGCCUCUGCCCAGGGAGCAGGAGAAGGCUGCCUCCGUGCGCCUCGCGCUGCCCUUCCCCCGCGGCAGUCCCCCGGAUGAGGGUCUAGACGCCUGGCUGGUGAGCAGGACAGUGUCGGGCGGAUGCACCAGGACAAGCCCGGGAGGAGGGCAGGCGCAGACAUCCAAGCUCUCCUACCCAAUAGCUCCAAGGAUGGUGUCCUGGGACCAGGUGUCUGAGCCAGAAUGGAAGAAAGGAGUGCCUUGUAGGAAGGUGAAGAUGCCACGUGGCAGCAGCAAGCAGAGAAAGCUGAGCAUCAACUCCAAAAGGCACAAAGGGAAUUUCUUGCCAAGCCGUGUUCAGCUGAGAGGCAGCAGACCACACAAGCCACUCUGGGUGUUGAGGAGAGACUGUCACCCUCCCCCUCUUGAAGGGGCAGGCCCACGCAGGACCAGGCUGGCUUCUUCAGAAACGGCAGGUCUACGUCUGCAAGGGGAGCCAUCCAGUGACCCCUCAAAAUCGUCUGUUUGUUGUGGGAAUGAAGAGAAGGAAGAUGGUGGCAGACAAGCCUCACCAGGCUUCCCUCUGAGCACAAGUUCGAGGACUGUCAGUGCAGCAGACAAAGACAUGGUGAAGGAUAUUUCUCCAUCUGCCAGUGAGCAUGGUGACUGUUGUCUUCAGAAUACUGUUGUUGGGCCAGGACUAUCUCUGCAGUCUGACUCCUGUGUGGCAAUGGUUAAUGACAGACUUCUACCCCAGGGCGAAGGCCUUGACAUGGGAUCGCUGGACACUCAGCUGCCACCCUCCCAGGAGCAAGUCUCACUAGAUCUCAAACCGUGCAUUUUCUCGGAUGUUCAAGAGCCUCCUUCCUUUGAGUGCAAGGGCGCCUCUCUCCACCACGACGAUACUAUCUCUGCAGCUGCCCUUUGUACUUCGGGGGAGAGAGCAGGGCAGCCCACAGAAUUUCCUGAGGCCCCUUCAAAAACCACCAAGAAGAGGAGUUUGGAAGGGAUGAGAAAGCAGACGCGCGUGGAGCUCAGUGACUCCAGCAGCGAUGAUGAGGACCGACUAGUGAUAGAAAUAUGAAGCUUCCGGAGAAAUAUGGCUCCUGCCAUUGGACUGUUACUGCCUUGCAGCCAAUGCCAGCAAGCUGACCGGAGAACUGAGCUCGAUUCUCAAAGCACCUACGGGUUAGGAAAGCCAUUGUAGGGUUUUUCCAAGACGUCCCCAGCCCCCCACCCCAACGCAAGUUAGCCUCGCCAUUCCCAAGGUCCCCUGGGUCAUGCCCUCUGGUGUUCACCUAGCACCAGGUAGGGCAAAGGUGGCCAGGGAGCAAGUCCGGGAACUCGAUACAGAGUGACUGUGGCUUGACUCCCAGCGUCAUCCUCCGCCUGGUCCCCCGCUGCCUCAUCCAGUAGAAGGGCAUUCACGGAGACAGCCACACGUUUGUGAACAAGAGAACCCCGCAGAGUCAAGGUGACGACUUCUUCCAGUAGCAAGCUGAGGGCUUGCUUUAAAGGUGGUAAGAUUACUGGGGUGCAUGGGGUGGCCUGCAAAGGAGAUGGGGUGUGAAUUGGGCACCAAGAUCCUUCUGUUCAUUCUGGAGACAAAAUCCAGAUUCAUUCAAAAACUGAAGCUUGGUUGUAAAUAUACUUCCAAAUGCCUAUGAUUUGGUGAAAUGUUGAUUAUCCUUAAAUGUGACACAAAUGGUCAAUGCAUAUGUAUGACCCAAUGACACAAGCACGUACUGAUCUUGCCCCUGGUCACUUUUCUGUUGAGACCUCUGAAACCUUUGGCUUUUCCAGCUCUUGCAAAGGAACAUUGUGUUAAAAGUUAAUAGAACAGUCUCUGUAAUGAGUCAUUUUUUUUUUUUGAGGGGGAAAAAUUCACUUAUUUUUCUCUGAUUCUUUCUGUCAUAUUGUGCUCUGAGCAAUUUCAAUGAGAGGGUUACAUUUUAGUAAUCUCUACAGUUUAAAUUGAUGCCUGCUCACCGUGACGGGAACCUUUCGGAUUUCUUCCAGAAGCUUCAAGGAUACAAAACUAAUUGGAGUUUUGACGCUGCUUUACAUCUCAGUAAUUUUAUUUUGGGGGCUUGGUAUUACUUUGCUGUCAAAUUAAAUCAGCCUCUGUCUUGUGCAAGGCAGAACAGCACAGAUAAGAUUCCCCAGUAUUCCAAGCCCGUGUGCUCCUGUGCCGAAGAAAAUAGCUGGUCUACAUCAGCCAACUCAGUGUGCACAGGCUUGAAUUCACUGGGUUCUUCUCCUUCUCCUUAAAUAGGAAAGGAAAAACCUAAAGAGAUUCACACUGCUGCAUUUAAAUGCAAUUUUAUACUUGUUUUUGGAAUGAUUUAGUAUAGUUAGAAAUGUAUAGAGAGUUCUUUUGGCUUACGUUUGAUGUUAAUGAUGCUCAGAUGACAUCUUGUACUUCAAAGGCGAGGUGGCAAUGCAAAAUAUCUCACACGUGUGGACACGCUUUCACACACCCUUGCCUGUGACUAGAGAUGGUCCAGUUUCAGGUAUCUUCACGUGAAUUUUCCCAUCUUAGGGUUGUUCACAGAAGACUUCAAUAUGAGACCGCUUCCCCUGGUGACUUACCCUGUGCCUGUGUUCAUUUCAGAUGUGCUGGAAAAUAUCCAACUGAUUUCAAGUCCAGCUAUGAAAAAAAACCAAGAAGGGGGUCAAGGGACCAUAGGCAUACCCUUGGUAUACUUUAUUAUUAUCAUUAUGUUUUUUGUCACGUACUUUUUAAACCAAACAAAAGUGAUGUGGUGAUUAUUUGACUUUGACUUAUUCAUGCCACUGUCAGGAAAGAUGAGGUCUAGGAAAGUAGAGUCCUGGUGGGGAUAAGAGUGAGGACCCAAACUGGUCCUUUGCUAGCUGGGAAAUGGGCUGAGACACAUGCCCUCUCUGUGCCUCAGUUUCUCUGACUGAGAAUGAGAGGUGGACAAGCUGAGCCCUGAUACCUUCCGAUCUUCCUCAAGAGUGGUUGAGCUGCCUACCCUCUUCUUUCUAUACAAGGGCUCAGUGGCUUGGCGUUCCCAGGGGAAGGCUCCUGCCCACAGAAGUCUGGCUGGGACUGUGGGGACUUGAAGCAUAAACACCUUCAGCCAAUUAUUGCCGUGAAGACUGUGAACUCAGAGAAACUCCAUAUAAUGUUUUCCCAGAGUUCCAGAUUUGGCGGCGGGUGCAGUCAUCCAGUCUAAUAAAUGUUGGCUCCUAACUCAACAAUUAAAAGGAAAACCAGAUCACUACAGGGUGAGUGGAACACAGCAUGUCUGUAGGGCAAAUGGGCUGGUUUGUUUUGGGAGGCACUGGUCAGGGGAGAAAACUAGAUUCCAGACCUUUCGCUCCUGGGUGGCUGCUGAACUGUCAAGUGGAUCGCUGUGCCUGACUCAGUAAGCCGCAGCUCCAGCGAGCACAGGCCUUGGGAUGGUGGUAGAGCCACCACCGCCAGCUGCCUAUCCGUCUGGCAGAGCACGAUUUCCUGUGUCUCUCUUACAGAGGUGAGCAGAUCGCCAGACCAUCCUGUCUCAGCUGGUCAUUUAGCUAGUAGGUGGCAAUGUUUACAAGUGCAUCUUACUUUAUAUCAACAUGAAUUCCUGAAAAGCUGUAUUUCAGUGGAUUAAAAAUAAAUAAAUAAAAAUGUAUUUUGAAUGAGCCUAGGGGAAUUGGCUAUUGAAAAUCAUCCUAAGGUAAAGAUUUUGUUUUUUUAAUGAAGAAACUUUUUAUAAAACAGCAAUCUCUGAUUUUAUAAAUCUUAAUUUUCCUAUGGAUUUUCUGAAAGUGGAAUGUAAUUAUAGGGAUACAUUGUAAGGAUUGCAUCAGCGACCUAUAACCCAGUUUGGGUUACUGAAAAUGAAAUUUCUGUAUUAUCAAUUAACAAUUGCUACAGUUUUCACUCUACAAGUAUGUACUGUAAAAUGAUUACAGGAAAACAAAUUUAUUUUAGAGCUGGGAAAACUAGAGUUUAAAGAUCAAGGAUUUCCCUUUCUCCCUAGUGUUGUUAAUUUUAUUAUAACUUCAGGUAAGGGUCUUAACCAACUGGUGCCUCAACUUCUUUCACAGAGAAUAACUUCAGAGAUGCUGGCAUGGAUGAAGGUCAAGGGCAUUUUGAAUUUGCUAUCCUCUCAGGGCAAGGUGUACAGGGUGCCAUGAACCAUAGUGUUCAAGGCUCACGACCAGAUUUAUUUCUCCAGCUUGUACCUACACCUGGCCAGACCUCACUUGCUAUAAGAUGCAUGGAGGAAAGGGGCAACAUAUACUGUUAAGUGGCUUUUAAAGUCACAUGGUUUCUAAACCUGAAUCCUCCUGAUUGGAAAGCAUGAUGGAGAAUAACUCAUCUGUCCUGUUAGGUAUAACUUGGAGAUUCUGGACAAAGCUAAUAUCCCUUUAACUCAUAACCCAGAACCCAGUGGUUCGUUUGCCAAGAGAUUAAAAACAAAACAAAACAGGGGAAGGGAACCCCUGGAUUCUAAUCAGAACUAGAUCUAAUCUAAUUCUAAUCACAAUCCUGCCAAUAGCAUGGUAGGUAACCAAGGGCAAGUUAAACAUUUCCUUCCUAAAAUCCCUCCUCUCAAGCUCACAUGGGAAGAGUAGCCUUACGACUAUGCACUGUGACCACAGUUCUUGGCAUGAAAGAUGAAUGAUUUGCAGCCUCAUGCCAAAAUGUGUUUCCUUGCAUUUACAUUCAUUACUUAGAAUGAUCACAUUAUUCAUUUUUUUCCCCAGCAUAGAAAUUUGCAUUUUGCACAAAAUUUGCCUGGUGCAGCAGAUUUUUAUAGUUACAGAGACUGUCAUCAAUACCAGAAUGUGCUGCUGCUCAACUCCCUGGACAUAAUUUAAUAUGGUGAGGAGAAAAUGGUCUGCCUGGAUGUAUGGUGAUCAUAUUUCUACAACUGCAGCAAACAGAGCUUGUGCAUUUUUCCUCACUUCAGUUGUGAUUCCCAUAGUUCUUGUGAAGGAGACACUGGCUUUUGAAACACUACAUUUCUCAGUACUUAGGUACAAUUGCUUAUCCUUAUCUUUUUGAACUCAUUAAAUAUAAGUGUCAGGACCCAAAAAAUCUUGUGUGCUAGAUUUGUACCCUGCACAUUUCUUUUCACCCAUGCUUUGUACUUAUUUGAGAAUCUAUAUAAUUCACUCUGAAGGAGUAUUGGAAGAUUUGAGCAUAUUGCUUUACCAUUGGAAGAAGAAGAGCCAGGGAAAAGUGUCAACUUCGGUCACUUACAGCCCUCAAGAAUGACUCACUAUCUUCGAAAUGCAGUCAACUGUUCAGAACUUACUGCUCUUUUCAAUUGUUCAUAACCAGGGAAGCAAUUGGCUUCCCGGUUGUUGGUUGACAUUUAUUUCCUCUUUAUAUGGUUAAAUUAUUUUGUUUUGAUAAAAAUAAAACUGAAAAUGGAAA
Molecule: messenger RNA, 9062 nt
Organism: Manis javanica (Malayan pangolin)
Lineage: Eukaryota; Metazoa; Chordata; Mammalia; Pholidota; Manidae
Gene: ZNF831
Product: zinc finger protein 831
Source: RefSeq, a predicted model, not a curated record